Molecule: messenger RNA, 5351 nt
Organism: Ciona intestinalis (vase tunicate)
Lineage: Eukaryota; Metazoa; Chordata; Ascidiacea; Phlebobranchia; Cionidae
Source: RefSeq, a predicted model, not a curated record
UACGCAUGUGGGCCUUAUUUUUCUGCUUAUGAGAGUAUUUUUUCUACUUGUUUGUUGCGGUUUUUACCGAUGUUUCAGCACUGUUAUAACCUAGAUUUCGCUGUAUAACAAGAGCGUUAAAGAGAUUAGAUUCAGACAAGUUUCAUUGUACAUCUUACCCCAAAGCCCCCAGUGUCUAUUAUCUUGCGAUGAGUUGCCCGAGAACAGUAGUUUCAUUGUACACUUAACUUUCAGCUCGCGACCGCAACUGGCAUUAUUUGUACUGUUGACGCAGGAACACCGCGCUUUCUUCGAACUGAGCUUAGUUUUGGGUCUUGCUGGAAUAAACAGUGAAUCGAAAAACAUCCUCUGCUUUCGCUCAACCGUGACCAAGCUGUGGUAAAAACAAACUCAUCAUCGCAGUUAGUUUAUGAAAAGGUGUUGAAACCAUGAAUUGUGUUUAAGAGCGCGCACUCACUCCGACAAUUGGGAGUAUCAUGUCGAUCACAGGUCGAUUUUACAUUUUUUAAACUAGUGCUUUCUCCCUGACAUCCGUAAGGGGUCAAUCAAAGGGAGACAGAUUACACUGACUCUAGUGCGUGAACAAUGUACUGCUUUGUUUUGAAGGAUUCCAUGUCUGGUUUGUGAAACCAAACCAGCUUUUGAACAGAAACCCAAAUUGAACGCAUUCGGUCUCGCUUUAAAAUUUAAUUGCGCUUGUGCCAUGUGGCGGAUGGCGGUUCGUAGCUGGUUAAAUAUUAAAACUAUUGAAUAUUCCAAGAACAGAGGGAAACUGAACUUGUACAGUGAUGUUUCGGUCAAAAUUAAUUAGGCAGCACAAAGUGCUUUGAUAGUGGGUGCAAAUCGUCUCUCGAAGGAAGCGAGCGCUACAUGUGUGUGUGCGCCUGUAAUUACGGGGAUAAUAAUUACUGCUACUUCUACCACACUUAACUCAAUCUUAUAUUACUUCAAGACUCGCUGUUGUAAUUAAGCUGAUAAGCGUCUGAUAGUGUCUUAACAAACUGCGUCAGAGCAGAGCUUUAGUGAAUACCGACCAAGAAGUUACGACGAACCCUGAAGGCAAGGUCACGGAUUAAAUUACAAGCAUCGACACCGAAAACUAUUGUCCAUCGUACGGAAACUGCAAACUUAUAUUCCUAUCACGUACACGAUGAAUCUUUGUUUACUUUUCAUCGUGGGCGGUUUGUUCGUGAAUCAAGUGGAUGCACUUUCUUGUACAGCGUGUGACCCGUCGAGAUGCGAAUUGACAGACCAGUCUACAUGUCCUGGGGGAACAGUCCGAGACCCAUGCCACUGCUGUUUGGAAUGUGCGAAACAGGAAGGGCAAACUUGUGGAGGAAUGUUUGGUAUCAAAGGCCAAUGUGAUGAGCAUCUCUCCUGUAUUAUUCAACCCAACAACGGAGACCCUCUAGAUGGGAACUUAGGUGGAGUCUGCAAAGUGACAAGAACCCUUACUGCGUCCGACCAAUGCCACAAGCGCUCAUUCGAAGGAUGCAAUCUGAUUGGUCAAAAGUGCAUUUGUCGACGACAGCUCGCCUGCAGUAACCCGUUCCGCUUCAGCGGCCUUCAAAAAUGCCGCCAACACAUCGCAGCCAUGAACCGUUUGAAAACCAAUUGUGCUGAUGUGAAAUGUGUCAUCAAGCCAUCACCACGAUGCCCGGAAGAUUCAGAGAUUAUCGAAGGUUUUGUUCCAACGGGUGAGUGUUGCCCCACGCCCAGUCAAUGCCAAUGUCGACCAGAAAACUGCGCCUAUCUACUGUGUUCCAGCAAUGAGGAAAUGGUGCGGGUACGGGCUGGUUCUAAUACACCUGGUUCUUGUUGCGAUGUAUUUCAAUGUCGACCAAGAGAAACUCCAGUUAGCCAGCAAUGUGAAAAUGUACGAUGUGCAAGUUAUCCUUUAUCAUCGAUCGAAUGCCCAAGCGACAGUACAGCCGUUCGUGAUCCGAACCCAUCAAGCGAAUGUUGUCCUGGGGAACCAAUAUGUCAAUGCAAGCCUUGCACGCAACCAACCUGCAGUGGCAGGAGACAACCAAAAGUAACGUUCAGAGCAGAUGGAAAACCCGGGUCAUGCUGCGACGAAUACUCCUGCAAAAGUGUUGCCGAACCCGUAAUGGCUGGAUGUAGCGUGAACGGGACCCGCCAUCUUCACGGUACAACAUAUGAGAGGGAGGAAUGUCGAGUGUGUGAGUGCAGGAACGGAGUCAGUUAUUGUGAGCGAAAAAAAUGUCCGACAAGAUCAUGCACAAGGUUGAUUAUGAGACAGGGGGCAUGUUGCCCAGAGUGCGAUAACGAAGUUGCAGAACCAAGGAGUGCAGCAGUUCAACCAUCUCCUUCGAUCCCGGCAGUCGCCAUGUGCAUGAGCAAAGACGGCCUGUCGGUUUAUUCUGUUGGCGAGACAUGGUCGCCGGAGCCUUGCACCAAAUGCAGAUGUGGUGAACGCGGCGAACGCAUCUGCGAGUCUGCGUUUUGCUACGAACCAUCGACCGUAACAAUGAUAGUUCCAACAUGUCCGAGUAUGUCUCGGUGCCGACUCGCAACAUCUGAUUGUCCCAACGGUUUCAUGAAAGAUCGAAACAACUGCCGCCUCUGCAAGUGCAAAGCUGACGAAGUGAAGGUUCGUAGCUGCCCGAGCAUUGACAAGUGCCAGCUGAAGUGCACUCGUGGAUUCGUGACGGAUAAAUCUGGAUGUCAGACCUGCGCUUGUCUGCCACACACACACAAGUGCAAAGAGCUCACGGGUUGCAUCAAGCAAUGCCCAUACGGCUACAGGCUAAACAAGAAAGGUUGCGAUCGUUGUAAAUGCCGUAGAUGCCCCUCCAUGGAUUCGUGUGAUAAGGAAUGCACGUUUGGUUUAUCUUUAAACGACUACGGGUGUAACAUCUGCAAAUGUAAAGGUUCGGCUGAAGAGCUUCCGGCCCCUGAAAAACCGAACACUCACUCAUGCUUAGAUGAGAAGAUCGACCGCCGAAGAGAUGACGGUGAAACAUGGAGUAGCGACUGUUUCAUCUGUGUGUGUCGUGGUGGUGACGUCAUGUGUGACGUCAUCAAGUGUCCGGUCCCAUCCUGCAACAAUCCGAUGAUACGAGAAGGAGACUGCUGCCCAAGUUGCAACGAACGUAACUCGACCUCGUCUGCCCCUGUCCCGCAAUCCCUCUCGUGCCAGGAACCAGGCGGGAACUGGUAUGUUGAAGGGGAAACAUGGAAAGUGACCUCAUGUACUACGUGUGUGUGCCACAGAGGGCUUAUUAUGUGCACGUCAAGGAAAUGUCCGGCUACCAAGUGCAUGCAGCCAAUUCUGCAUCCUGGUGAAUGUUGCCCAAAAUGCCCAGAAUUUGCUGGCAAUUUGAACAUCGCUUCGCUGGGUCCUUCGUGUAAGUCAAGCAAAGGCGAAGUCCAUAAGAGUGGCAGUUCGUGGAAAACCGGUCCUUGUACGAGUCACGCUUGCUUGGGUGGAACUAUACAGAGCUUCAGCGAACAGUGCCCUAAGAUCCAAGAUUGUGUUUCCCCGGUUCGCCUCCGCGGUCAAUGUUGUCCAACUUGCCUCGGCACUACUACAGUACAGCAAAAAUCGUGCCAAGCGAACGACACGACAUACCGACACGGUGAACUAUGGAACGACAGCCAUGCGCCUUGCGUCAAAUGCCGUUGUACGGACGGUGAGAUAGAAUGCUUUCGACCGAUGUGUGAUCCAGUGCCCGCCAGUUGCCCACGAGUUUUUCGACGGGAUGGUGCAUGUUGCGACGAAUGCGAACUACCAGAGUCGGGACCUCCAUACCCAACCCCCAGUGAGAGCACCACUGUAACAACAGUAACAAGUCCUAAGACAGGCGGUGUGAAUUGGUUGACCAUCGUACUUGCCAUCAGCGCUAUCUGUAUUGUGGCUAUUUGUGUGCUCGUUGUCGUUAUAAGCAUGAAGAAACGUUGCUCCACUCGCCAUUUGCAUAAAACCAAGUACACUGGUGCAACAUCGAAAACGACAUCAACCGAUCGCUCCUUGUCCACAGCAUCCGCUCGCAACAUCAUGGACUCCACGUCCUCCGAAUCCGACCGGAAGCGCUCCAAACUGCUCCGAUGUGUCUGAGCAGCAUCCAGCCAAGCGGAACGAUUCGCGGUAACUGCCGGAAUAUGACGUCACGCGGGCCGUCUGUGACGUAACACUGGGGUAUCGGGGCGCAACAUCGGCGUGAGCUUGUCAUUUUUCUUUUUCGUUUUUAUUUUGCAGCAUGCGUUAGUUUUUGAUUUCACUUACACAUAACUUCUGCACGAUCGUCUAUGACGAGAAACCAUGUAUUUAUUUUCUAAUUAUGUCCGCCCGUUCAUGUUGUUACCGCGCGCGGGUAGCUUUAAAUAAGCAGCUGGCUUUCUGCAUUUUUAUAAAGAAUGUUGUGUUUUUCCUUCCAUGUUAAAAGUGCCCACCCCCACAAAAAAUGCAUUCGGUAAAAUCUAAAACGAAAACGAAAAUUGUAUGUACUGCUUGCUUUUCUCGUGGCGGUCUAUUUUCUAUUUUAUACAUUGUACUUCAAAUGGGACAAACAUUGUUGUGUUUUGAUAUAAUCUCUCCAGACUCUUUCUUUACUCCCACCCAACGCACAUUUUCCAUGUGGCUUACGUAAUACGCCACUAGCUGGGCUUACAAGGCCUAAUUUGAAUUUUAGGACCUGUGCGUCUGACAAAUGUAAUUUUUGACCUAAAAUUGCCGAAAUUACAUUUACAUUGUAGAUGUAGAGUAUCGUCUUAGUUUGUACAUUUUUCCAAAUUCGAAACCUAAAGGUCAUAUAUAAAUCUUUUUCCUACCAUGUACAACGUACGGUCGCACGCAUAAAGAUGAAAUUCGAACUCCCCGAAAGAUGUAGCGAAUUUGAAUCAUAGGUUAAGAAUCACUGUGAGUGGCGAAACUCUCGUCGUGGUCGUGUUGGUAUGUUUCGUAAAUUGUAUUUCUAUAUUUUUCCUGUUUGUUUUCACAUCUGGUCGACCUUCACAUACAUUUGACACUCGAAAGUAACUGUGUGCCUUCAACAGUACACCUUCGUGAUAUUGUCUGUAGUUUUGUAUUGUUUCUAUAGAUUAAAACCUAAGUAACCUUUAACUACUACCUGACCAAAACACCACGAAACAAAAAUUGUGUUUUUCUAUUAUUUGAACAGCUAGUUAAUAUUGAAGCUUUUCCUGGUCGUGUCUCUUGCACUUUUCUUCCAUGCCUGCUUCGUUAAUGAUGUAUUGCGCAACUGGCCGCACCGCUUAUAUGUCGGGCACUUUUAUGUGUGUAACUGGAUACUGAAGACGAUUGUGCAAGCGCAGUUUCACUAUAAUAGAUGUGUUAGUAUAAUAAACGCGCUGUGCUGUUUUGUAGU